AUGAGAAAUGGCGUUAUUCUGCUCUUGAUCGUGGCCGUGUUGUUAACUACAGCCAGUGCAUUUGGUGCUGGUAAUAUUCCUUCAUACGCUAGUAUAGAGGUUAAGCAGGGAAAGAAAUUCCGGCAUGGUGAUAUUAUGGAUGCACUCGCAGAUCUUUAUAAGAAGUCUGGUAGCGGUAUUCUAUCCGCUGUGACGCGUACCAAAUUCACGAGCCUUGAUGUCAAGCGCAUCUACUUCUACGAUUUUCUCCGCGAUUAUUCACAAGCGAAUGACACAGCUGCUUUGUCCAAGAUAAAUAAGCAGACAAUCCUCAACAUCGUCAUGGUCAUGUCCUUCUUGGCUUUCGGCUACCCCGAUGAUGCGAAACAGUACGAUGAACGUCUCAGAGGACCUGUUCAACAAAUUGAAUUGGAAAUUGAUCCGCGCACUGGCAUGAAGAACUACAUCGCUAAUGAGAGCGUUUGUGAUACUUCCACUGCCCUCGUUCGUGAACGCUUACGUCUCUGCAUCGAGUAUGGAAGAAGGUAUAAGAACUCUAAAAACAGCAAAGAUGAGUUCGAAGCGUUUCGUUGGCUCGGUACAAGCUGCCAUACAUUAGCUGACUUUUCUGCGCACUCCAAUUUUGCUGAAAUCUACCUUUACAAACUUGGGCUUACCGAUGUGUUUCCACAUGUUGGUGAAAAUGUAAGAAUACGUGCUCCUAGCGGCGAAAACGUACCCCCAAUAGUAACAGGAUCAUUUGGUGGUAUGGAUUUCAUGGCCAGUGUAUUAGGUGAAGCUGGUGACAAGCUUACCUCAGCAUCCGUCUCAGAUCUUCAUAAUGAAGUGAAUCGUUCUACUACAAAGUCACGCGGUCAGCCAGGAAGUGGGGGAAAUUCAAUCAUCGACACACUCAGGGACCUCAUCUUCCAAUUAGACGGAGUUAGCUCUAAGGUUCCACUCACUAGGAGUACCACAGAUAGCAACAGUGGCGGUGGACAACGCUCACUCAACAGAGAAUUCGAGGACGUCAGCAACCUCCGCUCGACGUCGAGAUCCCCUGAUCAAAUGAGCCCCCAGGAACAAUACGCUGUUCUAUGGCAGAUACUGUGUUUCCGAGACAGAGUGUCAAAGACAAUCGAAGUGACAAUAGAUAAAAUUCCAGGUUUGAGCGCGUUAGUAGAAAAGAUAUCCAACUCGAUCGCCGUCUUUAUUUACUCCACUCUCGAGCCAUUCAUUGAUCCUCUUAUCAAGCAGGCCAAGAGCUCGAUUGGUAAGGGUUCAGAAGAGCUUUUAGCAACAAAAAACCAAUUGGAGGUAUACACUGAUCCAAACUGUUCAGAUCCAACGCACACUGGUCUCGCCAAGGACCAUUUCGAUCACCUUCUGAACAACCCUUGCGGGAACUUGGCUCAAAUUGCAGUUAGCCAAACGACCAAGAGAAUUGUUGAAGCUUGGGGCAACCAGGAAAAUCCUGACAGUAUAAUCGACGAGAUUCUGGAAGUAAUACAUCACCCAUACUUCGCUAAUGAGGAUAGCAAGAUACAGACGAAGAUGGGCGAGUUCAUGAAGAAGUGGGUCAAGGCACAAGGGCCCAAGAUAGACCAAAUUGAGCGUGCUUUGAACAAACAGAGCUGCAUGGACUCAUCCAACAAGGUUCAUACACAUGUCCAAACGGUUAAUGAUCCAUACGGCAAUAGUCAGGAGGGAGUUAAUGAGUUUACGAGCGGAGGAUUAUGGGGGCUGAUCAACACAAAUGCCUCGCCCGCAAAUGCCGGCGGUGGAGAUGCUGAGGGUCGUGGUGGCGGUGGGAAUCAAGGUGGCAGUGGACAGGGCGAUGGCGGUGGUGGCAAGAAUUCCUCAUUGCUUAGUUCGAUAGCUAAUUUGGGUAUAGGAGCAAUGAAAAAUGACAGCGGUGGGGGCAAGAAGGAUAAUGACAGCAAACAGCCAGCGCCACCACCACCGACGCAUUCGAGACCAUCAACAUCAACACCAUCAUUGCAGCACUCACACUCACACUCACACUCUCCAUACCCACCAGCUGCGUAUCAUGGACGACACGUCACGAAACCACCCACCCCACCUGGGCGCCACACGCCCUACAUGCCAUACGCCGAGCCCCCACCUAUGCCCGACCCAGGAUAUAUGCCGGGACCGGGUGCAUACUCAAGCCCACCGCCAAUGGGGAUGCCUGGUAUGGGAAUGGGUAUGCCUGGUGGUGGACCGGGUGGGCAUGUGCCAUAUGGCCAGCCACCGAAACCUGGAAUGUAUAAUCCACCGCCAAUGCCUAUGCAAGGACCACCUAUGCCGUCAGCAAUGCCACCACCGAUGCCGCCUCCAAUGGAAAUGCCUUCCCAUGGUAGGUAUGGUGUAUAUCCUGGUUAUGGUGGUUAUCAAGGGCAUCCGGAGCAUUCAGUGCACCCUUAUCAACCACCACCAAGACCACCGCAAGGAUACCCAGGCGGUUACCCAGGCUAUCCAGGUGGUGGAUGGCAUUAG
This is a messenger RNA of Wallemia ichthyophaga EXF-994, 2478 nucleotides long. RefSeq lists its product as uncharacterized. NCBI's taxonomy places the organism in Eukaryota, Fungi, Basidiomycota, Wallemiomycetes, Wallemiales, Wallemiaceae. The transcript is spliced from 6 exons. The record is from RefSeq and is a predicted model, not a curated record. The coding region runs from base 1 to 2478 and encodes 825 amino acids.